Messenger RNA from Bufo gargarizans (Asiatic toad), 3285 nucleotides. It is a transcript of the gene WDR97, whose product is annotated as WD repeat domain 97. The record is from RefSeq and is a predicted model, not a curated record. Lineage: Eukaryota; Metazoa; Chordata; Amphibia; Anura; Bufonidae. The annotation marks the transcript as partial. The transcript has 13 exons. Gene Ontology annotation, molecular function: protein binding.
AUGAGUAGCUUUCUCCAGCCUCCCUCUGAAGACACCACCCGGCUCCAGCAGCAGGACCUCCAGCAGAACCUGACCCAGCAGGCGGUGACAGACUUGGUCCUGAGGGAUCCAGGCCUGGGUCAUGUUAAUGACCGAGCGGUGUCCUGCCCUCUCCUGCCUCAGGUGGAGGACUUCUGGGCCCAUCUACUCUUCCAGGCAUCGUUGGAUUAUAUUCCAGUCACAGUGCCAUGCUUUCUUACCUCGGCUGUGGAUCUUCAGAAGCAGUCGCUUCCGCGCUCCUCCGUCGUCUCGCAAGAACCGGAAGAUGCGGAUUCCUUAGUUUGGGUUCCACCUCCAAAGGUGGAUAUGGCCAUAUCGAAGCUCUCCAAAAGAACCCUAGUCCCCUCAGACGACGGCAGCAACCUAAAGGACCCCCUAGACAGACGAGCAGAGUGCACGCUUAGACGCAACUACUCGGCUGCCUCCGCCUCUGCCUCGGUUGCUAUAGCGUGCUGUGAAGUUUCAGAGUUUAUCCGUGCGCGCACUCUCAGAGUCCAAUCAGGCUUGGAUUCUGGGGUUGCCCGGGACGACAUCCUGGAUCAAUUUAAGACUCUCUUACUGGGGAUUGAUUUCCUAUCAGAUUCCUCCCAACAACAAUCAAAAUUAGCGGCCAAGUCUAUGGCGCUUUCCUCAGCCAGCAGGCGCCCACUCUGGUUAAAACCAUGGGCGGCGGACAAUACGUCCAGGUUUAACCUUUGCUCCCUUCCCUAUGAACCAGGUAGAUUGUUCGGUUCUGAAUUAGAUUCUCUCAUGGAGAACUUAGCGGACAAGAAAGAUCUACAGGAACUCAACCUCCCAGUGGAUAUGACAUUGAGAGAGAAGUGUAAGAUGCUGUGGGCUCGUCUGAGGAAGGAGCACCGGAGCCUUGUCAUUCAGAUGAGAAGAGCAGAUCUGCAGCCCUCGGUGCUGGUGCAUGGAGUGCAGUUACUGCGGCGGGUCACUGCUCCCCUGCCGCUGCUUUAUGUCACCCACAUCUCCGAGCAGAGGAGCCUGGUGUCUGUGGACUGCGCUGGGACUGUGCGGCUGCAUUAUGAAGAUGGUCGGCUGCGUGGCACUAGGCAGCUUCCGUGGUUGGUCUCUGGUGUACUCUCAGCGUGUCAGGUCCAGCUGUACGUGGCCUGGAACCCGCAGGAGCUGCUGCUGUUGGACACUUCAUUUGGCUUCCUGUCCAGAAGUCCUGUGCAGCAGGGCGUGUCCUUGUGCGUGUACCACCCCGGGAGGAACCUGCUCUUCUCAGCUGGAUGUGGUGGGGUCAUCGUGUGGAGCUUGGGCCACAGCAGACGGAGCCUCGUACUACAGCAGUCCCUGAGUCAGGGGAUGACCGACGAGGACAGGGUGAGCGCUCUCACCGUGGACUCCACCUCUCCACAUGUGCACACGUGUUAUGCUGCGUGUGGGACCAGUGUGUGGGAGUAUGACGUUAGUGAUGGGACCCUGCGGAGCGUAAGGAGACACCUGCACUCCAGGCCGAUCAGCCAUCUUCUGUUCUCCGAGCAGCUUCGCCUCCUAAUAUCAGGAUCUCGAGAUGGAAGCAUCAAGGUCUGGGAUGAUGCAGCUCAGCUUAUGGCCGUGUAUGUGGGACACACAGGUCCUGUCACCGGGCUGUCUCUCACCUCUUCAGGGACGGUCCUUGUCUCUGGGUCAGAGGAUGCUUCUCUGCGGAUAUGGGACCUCACCACCCAGGAGCAGAUGGAGGAGCAGCGAGUGUCGGAGUCUCUGUUGGGACUGGAUGCUUUCUGCAGCAAUGGGCACUAUAUUGUUUCCUAUAGUAGCCAUGAGCUGCAUGUCUGGCAGGUCCAUAACUUGUACCAACUGCACUGCCACCUGGGAACCUCUGUGACCAGCAUUACUGUCAGUGAAGAUCUCACGCCCUCCAGAGCCCUGUGUGUCUGCGCAGAUGCUACUGUGCGGCUCAUAUCUUCAUCCACGGGACAGGUGAUAGCAGCCCUGGAUGGAGGCGAGCGGCUGCUGGGGGCAGAAUACUGCGCACUCCAAGGCACGGUCUAUGUACUGCUCGGAGAUGGACACCUAUUGAAGGCCACUGCCCUGACCCAUCCCAUGCAUGUGGCUAGUAGGGUGAAGGUCAGCAGUCCACACAGUCUCCCCUGCUGCUUUAGCCUGUUCUCCUGCGCAGUGGACAAGGAGGCAGCAUUCACUGACAGCAAAGCAGGGAGCAAGCAGCAACCGCAAGAAGGUUCAGGAGAGAAAGAACAAUUGUGGAACAGGAAAAAACUCAGAUUCUUCUGUAUAAUUGGAUACGAUGAUGGCAAUCUCCGAGUGUAUAACGGCUACUCAAACCUCCUGCAGUGUGAGAUCGAGGCACAUAAUCCCGGCCAAGUCACCUGUCUGAUGUCCAUCCCGGGGAACCAUACCAUCGUAUCGGCUGGGUCCGAUCUGACAGUGAAGGUCUGGAGAUUCUUCCCAUACAGUGAGGAUAGCCUGAGUCUGUGUAUGAGCUUUUACUGUGCUCAGCAGGUUGGACGCCUGUGCUCCCUCAAUUCUCAGCUCUUUGUCGCCUUCCACGACUCAUCCAGUGCAACCUACACGCUUGUGCAGUACUGUCUGAAGACUGGAAGACGAAACGACCAUCCGUCUGGUCACGACCAUCAGGACCAGAUAACAGGUCUUUGUGCCAGCUCGGGACUGGGCCUAGUGGCCUCAUGUGGAAGAGACAGAACCAUCCGCCUCUGGACAGAGGACAACCGCCUGCUCAGGACCCUUUGUCUCAAUGCUUCUCCUGAAAGCCUCUCCUUCGGUAGCGGUCGAGGGGAUCUGCUGGUGGGAAUUCAUGGGCACAUUUACCGGAUCAGCCUGAUGACGUUGCUGCCUCAUCCAUACAAGCUGAAGGUAAUGUGCCUGGAGUCUCCCCCUGAUGCUUCUGAUCCCACCAUUCCUGCCCAGUGCAAUCUGAAAUCUGGUGGUCCAGAGGACAUGAAGAGGCGCACACAACCCUGCAGCCUCGUGCACAGGACCGCAGGGGACGGUUUCUAUGAUUCUGUGGAGACAACUAAAGAAAAUAAAACGGUACAAGAAGCAGGAGGAGGCUGCGGGAGAACGGGGCAGGGAGCGGACGCCGCAGCCAUGUCUCAGGAGUGUUGGAUACUAAGCUCCAGGGACCAGGAGCUUCACCUCAUCCAGAUGGGAAAACUGAGAUCCCGAAAAAGGACAAAGAACAACAAAGAGACCAGUCGGGAAGCCAUGGAGAAAUAUCUACAGAUCCUCUAUCAGGAGAAACCGAGCUAUAGA